AUGUGGUCACCAGCGCGAGCACCAGCGCCUGAGCCAGCACCAGCGUCAGGGCCUCUGUCGGUGUCGGUGUCAUCCCCGUUCACGCUAGAAGAGUUCGCGGACCUCGUGUCCGCCGCGCUUGAUCCCCAUCCUCAUCCCCAUCCCCAUCGGAGCUGUCCUAGUCCUGCUCCUAGUCCGAGCGCUACUCCUAGCGCAAGCGCAUGGUCAAGUUCACGUUCAGGGUCCAGAGCGCGGCCGGCGCUAUCCAAAUCCACAUCCAGUCCCAACGACGCGCAAUAUUCGGAUGCGCGCUGGGAUCACAAACUCAACGCAGACUCAGAAACAUCCAAGAUAUCGAUGUCGAAGGCGUCGCCACGCGUACGCUUGGCCAAGUUGACUCUGCCGUGGAUCCAGGAUCACGAAGACGAAGAGGAAGGCGGCGAAAGCGAAAGCGACCCAGACCCAGACCCAGCACCAAGCGGCCGGCGCAACUUGAACGUCAACGUUAACGAAAAUGCUCAUGACGCGCAACUAACUCGGUCUGCCUCCCACCUUCCCCGCACAACCCCAGCAGCAGCGAAGACGCCAACGCCAACGCCCACCGUGCUCAUCACUCCCCCAUCCUCAAACACAAACAACACCGACGCACCCGCACCCACACCCGAGCCCCGCGUCAAAUUCGCACUAUCGCACCAAAUUCCUAUCCCCCCACCGCCUCCUAUCCCAGAAUACAUCCCUCUCGGCGCCGCUCGCGCUAUUCAUAUUCAACCCACCAACCCCAACACCAGCGCCAACAACAACAACAACGACGACGACGAUAAUAGAAAUAAAAAUAAAAAUAAAUUUCAAGAUCAUUCUAAUCACAACCACAACCACAACCACAACAAUUAUAAUAACAACGACAGCGGCGAUACCAUGCCGCUCUUAUACGCCCCCCCACCACCACCACCUCCUCCAUCACCCCGUCUACUAGCGAACGCACCGCUGCCCAUCACACCGGGUGUAAACACCGGAGUCGGACUCGGAGACAGGGACAGGGACGGGGCGCAGGGCGGAUGUCUAGAGUUCGAGUUUGGGUUCGGGUUCGAGGGUGUGAGCGGGUGUGUCGGGGGGAGUAGGGAGCGGGGGGUGUCGAGGAGUCGUGAGAGGGCUGGGGUGGGGGUUGGGGUGAGGGAUAGGUCGAGGGAUAAGGAGAGGGAGAGGGAGAGGGAUAAGGAUAAGGAAAGAGAGAGGGAGAGGGAGAGGUCGAAGGAACAAGGGAAGGAGAGGGAGCGCACGCGCACGGGCACGCGCGCUGAGCCGCCCCGCGAUACGCUGCGCGUACCUGCAUCUGUAUCUGGUCGGGUGUCCGCGCCACCGUUACCGUUACCGUCCUCAUCCUCAUCUCCGUCUACCUCCAUCUCGACGAUGUCGACGACGAUGCUAACGCCCCCACGAGCCAGAGCGCGCGUGCCUACGCCUACUCCGUUGGCUGUUGCCGCGUACCCGUCCCCUUCCUCUUCGUCUUCUGGGUCUGGGUCUGGGUCUGGGUUUGGCUCUGCGUCCGCUUCGCCGUCGCCGUCGCCUUCGUCUUCGUCAACUAAACACACAAAAGGAAAAACGAAAGGAAAGAAAACGGGAAAGACAAAAACAAAGUCAAAGACGAAGAAAGCCGACAAGGUAAUGGCAACGGAAACAGAAAAGACAACAGAAAAGGCGAAUGAAAAGACGGAUGAACGAUCUGUCCCAACCGUACACAAAGCGUCGUCAAAGUUGAAUCUGAAUCUCAAGAUCCCUUCGCCGUUAAAGUCUUACGCCAGUGCCAGUGCCAAUUCCAGCGCCAACUCUAACACGCCUCUCUCACCUAGCACGCCUCUAACAUCCAACGCCCCAUUAUCACCAUUAUCACCACUCUCACCUUCAUCGCCUGUGUCGCCGCUCUCGCCCAACUCGCCCAACACAGCGGCAGCGAAAUCGCUAGCGCUCUUCGCGCGCAUCAAAAAGCAGCUUUCGAGGGGUACCCUUAACCUUUCUGCUGCUGGUGGUGGUGGUGGUCAGGCGGGAUUGGGUCAGGCUGCGGGAUUGGUGGUGAUGGGAGGAGGCUCGGGGGCGGGGGUUGGAUUUAAGUCUGGGUCUGGGUCUGCCUCGAGCGUGCGUGUGUGUAAGGAUGAACAGAAGGUUGCGGAUGGACAGGAACAGGAACAGGAGGAGGAUGGACAAGAGCAGGAGCAGGAGCUCGAGCUCGAACUCGCGCUGGAGUAUAAACACGACACGGCGUUCGAGUAUCAGUUCGAGCUUCCCGCUUCUCCUUCGGUUUCGGUUUCGCCUUCUUCGCCGUCUUUUGCGUUGUCUUUGCCUUCGCCGGAUUUUGCUUUGGCUUUGGCUUCGCAUUUGCCGGUGGUAUCUACAGCGCUGACAUCCGGGACUGGGACUGGGACCAGGUCUGGGCCUGCUUCAGCGUCGACGGCCGCAAUAUCCUCAACACCAGCACCAACGCGUGGUCAAGAACAAGAACAAGAACAGAAAGACAUAUCACCGAUCCCGUUUCCUACCCAUGCACAUGAAAAUUCAGCUUCAGCGUCGGACGUGUCAAUGUCGACUUCGAGAGGUGGGAUGUUGCGCAGUAGGAGGAGGAGUAAGGGGCGGGGUAGGGGUGGGUGCGGUGGGGGUGGGGGUGGUAUAGAGGAUCGUGAGGAGAAAGGGGAUGAAGGAAGAGGAAGAGAAAGGGAUGGAGGAGGUGGAAGAGAUGGAUAUGGAGAUACAAAUCCAAGUGCAGGUGCAAGCGCACGUGAAAAUGCACACGCACACGCACGCGGAGGCGGAGGCGGAGGCAAAUACGCUCCACGCGCGGACGCGGUUAUCGAUAUUGGCUCUCCGUUCUCGCUCUCGCAUCAACAGCACCAACAACAUCCAACCACUACUUUUACUACUACUACUACCACCACACCCACCACCACUACAACACCAAAGACAACGACAAAGACAACGACAACGCUCCCCCCACGCGCACUCGACGGCGCCAUCUUCGGCUUCAAAACCUUCAAAAACGUCAAAAAUGGGUAUGCGCCGUAUGAGAGGGAUUAUGAGUAUGAUGGGCGCGGGUACGAGUCGGGGUCGGGGUCGAAUGUCUCUGAUGAGCCGGGGCUGGAGCGGGGGCGAGAGGGAGAGUGGGAGGGGGAUGGGGAGCGAGAGGGAGAGUGGGAGGGGGACGAGUCGCCGUCGGUGUAUUCGUGUGAGAGUGCUGUGAGAAUGGAUGAGGUUGUCGGUGUGGGUGGGGGUGUAAAUGGCGAGGCAGAGGAGGACAGUGCACACCAUCACCGACAAGAAUACCAACGCGAACACGAACAUGAAGGAGACGAGGAGGAGCUCGACGACGCACACUCCCUCAUCGGCUCGUCGUGCUCGUAUUUUGUUGCGCUCCGCGCUAGGAAGGAUGCGGCGAGGGAAUUUGGAGCCGAGUUUGGGGUAUCUUCUUCGCCUUCGCCUUCGGGUGGAGGUGGAGGUGGGGAGUAUGAAGAUCUAGGCGCUGGCUCUGUGGAACAAAUCGAAGAAGGCGGGAUGUCAAACUCAAAUGCAAACGCGAACACGUUCACGCCGUACGUCCCGCUCGUUAUCCAGCACGAGCGCGAGCGCGCGCAGGUGCAGGCGCGGGAUAUGAAGAGGGCGUCCAUGUCGAUGUCGGUGAAGUCGACGCGUUCGUCUUUGUCGCCAUCACCAGUACCAUCACCAGCGUCCGCAUCGGUGUCGGCGUCCUCACGGCGAAGACGCGCAAACGUGCCUCUACCACUACCAUUGCCACUGUUAUCAACAGCAGCAGCAGCGCCAUCGUCCCCUAUCCUUCCUUCGCCACCGCUUUCGCCUUCGCCGUGGCUUUCGCCUACAAGUCCAACUGCUCUUCCACUCCAACAACAGUACCACCACCAGCCGCAUCACCACCACCAGCCGCAUCACCACCACCAGCCGCACCAGCAGCAGCAGCUCCCACCAAGAUUCUCACGCUCUCUCUCCGUAUCAAGCACAGAGAGCGGGGCGCCUGUUACACCGUGUACGCCAUUGUUCGUUAUUACGGAUGCGGAUGGACGGAGCUCGCGUGCUGUGCAGGGGAAAGAUUGUGUAGGCGACGACCAAGAUGAGGAGGAGGAGGGGGAGGUGGGUGUGGUGGGUGGUCGAGUGGGUGGAGGAGAGAGGAAAUUGGAUAGAGGUAGAGGUGGGCAUGGGCACGGGGAUGGAGAUGGGCACAGGGAUGGAGUAAGGCGCGUGAGGUUGAGUUUGGAGGAUGAAUCUGAGGCUGUUGUGAAACAGGCUAGGCAGAUAGGGGUGUCGCGGCCUAUUGCGUUCGCGAUUCCACCUGCGUCUGCGUCGCCGACGGUACAGCAACAGCAGCAUUUCUUUGCGGCGCGUACCUCUACGGCUACGGCUACGGCUAGCCCUGCCCUAGCUUUAGAUCCCUCGGGUGCUCCGUCUGUCCAACACCAAACUCAACCACAAACUCAAUCUCAAUCUCAAUCACAAUCACACCAACAAGCAAACGCCUGUACAGCGUCCCCGCCAUCCUCACCACAAACCCAAACCUCACCACAAACCUCCACACACGCACACGCACAAGCACAAACAUCCACACAAACGCAAGCAAAAGCGCACUCGCUGAAACGAGUCAAAACCCGCUCGAGACAGAGUAUGGCCGUACAUGCCGCUGUGCCGCUGUCGCCGCCGCCUAUGGGGCCGUUGCCUUUGCCGCCGCCUCUUUUGCAUCAACAGCAGCAGCGGGAACAGCAGAGGGAGCAGAGACGCACGUCGCUUUCGCCUUCGUUGGUGGCUUCCAAUGUGAAUUUGAAUCAGACGCAGACGCAGAGUCAACCACAUACUCAGACGCAGGCACAGCGGAGAAAUAGCGCGUCGACGGUAUCGAGCACCGGAUUCCCAGUAGCAUUGACAGCGCGCUCGUCGCUCUCGCUCUCGCUGCCCUUGUCCUCGUCCUCCGCGUCGGCGUCGUUCGCUUCCGCCUCUGCUUCCCGCGCUUCCGUCGUUUCCGCCAACUCGUCGUCGUCGUCGUCCUCUGCGUACAUGUCAAUGUCGGCGUCGAUGUCGGCGUCGAUGGCGAUGGCGAUGUGGGCCUCGCGCGCGCGCUCGGCGUCGCUUUCGUCCAGCUCGGUUGCGCGUGCGGGUGUUGCGGUUGGCGCGGGUGCUGUUGCUGGUGGUGGUGUUGGUGGGGGUGUUGGUGUUGGGGGGGAAAGGACGGUCGUGUCGAAAACGACUGAGAGGGAGAGGGAAGCGUCUAUUUCGGAUGGGUCGUCUUUUUGGGCGCGGGAUGAUGAUGAUGAGGAGGAGGAGGAGGAGGGUCAGCAGGGGAUGGAGCAGGAGCAGGGGGUGGUAGAGGAGCAGGGGCAGGGGCAGGAGGAUGGUGUGCGCGUUUUGGCGGCUAAUACACUCUCCAACGCCAACGUCAACGCCAACGCGAAUGCCAACGCGACUUUGAAUGUAAACCAAGACAGGACGAGUGUCACCGGGACACACAAAAUCUCUCUUCCUCCUUAUCCUUCUCAUCAUCUUCCACUACCUACCCCCACCCCCACCCCCGCCCCCGCGCCUGUGCCGCUGAUAGGCGUCGGCAGACAGAUCGUGCGGCGCGGGACACCGAAGCGGGUCGGAGAGGACGGUGUGGGCGAGUGGACGCUUUUGUUAGGCGCGAGUGAUGAGGAUGUGUUGGAUGUGGAGGAGGGUGGGGAGAAGAAGGUGAAGAAGAAGGGGAGGAGUGUGGGUGUGGGUAUGGGUAGAGCCGCAGCGGGGGCGGGGAGGAUGUUGAGUGUGCCGACGGCCAUGGGGAGAGGUGGAUGUGUGGGUGGAAAUGCGGGUGGUGGUGGUGUAGAGCGUAUGAGGACAAAGUCAGAGUCGGCGCUUCGCGUCAAGAACACAUCCGACGCUGCUGCUGCUGCUGCUCCUGUUCCUGGUGGAUCGGGCGUGCAGGACUGGACGCUGCUGCUUCCUGGCCUAGGAAACAAAAAGUCGUUCAUCAAAGCCGCCGCCGCCGCUGCUGCUGCUGCGGAGGCGGCGACGCAAGCUCCUGGUGUAUCUGUAACCGCGAUCGCGAUGUCCUCGACUUCUACUGCUUCUGCUGCUGCAGGUGCAGGUGCAGGUGCCAUAGGUGACACUAGUGCUAGUCGAAAAGGAGGGCACAACAACAACGCGGCAGCAGCAGCGGCGGAGAUCUGCGUCCCGCGCGUCGUAUCCGUCGGGAGCGGGAUCAACACCAGCAGCGCCGUAUCCGUCUCUCUCCUCAAACCCAACGACGACAACGACGACGAGGACGAUGACGAGGACGAUGACAACUCGUCCAUCGGCACUGCACCGAGAGAGCGGAAUGUGCACAAUUUGAAUUCGAAUUUGAAUUUGAGUGUGAAUGGGGCGAUGACGAUGACGAUGAACCUGGAAAGCCUGCAUAAGCUCGAGAAGGACCUGGAGAAGUUUAAUGCGAUGAUUUUGCGGACGCCGUCGAUUAUGGGGCUUGGGCUUGGGAUUGCGGGUGGUGGUGGUGGUGCUGCUGCAGGAGUAGCAGGAGGUGGUGGUGCUGGUGCUGGUGGAUUGAGACAUACCAAGUCGUGCGGUGUGUUACCAGGCGUCGACGAGCCGCCGCCUAAAAAUGCAGUGUUGCGCAGUGUGGAGGUCUUCGGCGAUUCUCUAAACAUAAACACCACAAUGACGGCGAGGACGGCGAGAACGACGAUGCUGGCUGCGCCGGUCUCGCGCGCGCGCAGGCUGAACUCGACCGCGACGUUGCGGAUCGACACCUCGUCGUCUGCGGCUGCUAGUGCUCGUGCUAGUGCUCGUGCUAGUGCUAGUGGUAGUGGUAGUGGGACAGGCAAUCUACACAGGAUGCGGUCGACUUCGUCGGCUGCGUCUGUGUCGUCUGCGGAGGUUACGCCCACGGCGCUCUCUCCGGUUUCGGGAUUGUCGAAGGUGGUUUUGGUAUCUUCUCAGCAGCAGCAGCAGCCAAUGACUACAAACACUACAACUACAACUACGACUACAACUACGACUAUGACUGCGCCGCAGACUCUGCCAGCGCUAUCCCCAUCCCCGUCGCCCUCGCCCUCGCCCUCGCCGACGUCGUUCCGCGCUGUCCAUGCCCAGCGCGACUCGGUGCUCAGCGUGGUCAGCAGCUCGAACGAUGUGUACUUUUCCGACUCGAGUUUUUCGGGGGAGUAUUAUAGCGCGCGGUCGAGCUUUACGAGUGCGUUGGCUGGGGAUGUUGUUAGUUCGUGGGAGUGA
Molecule: messenger RNA, 7224 nt
Organism: Psilocybe cubensis
Lineage: Eukaryota; Fungi; Basidiomycota; Agaricomycetes; Agaricales; Agrocybaceae
Exons: 4
Coding region: 1-7224 (2407 amino acids)
Source: RefSeq, a predicted model, not a curated record